Molecule: messenger RNA, 291 nt
Organism: Stylonychia lemnae
Lineage: Eukaryota; Ciliophora; Spirotrichea; Sporadotrichida; Oxytrichidae
Source: the annotation of a GenBank genome assembly
AUGGGUAAUACUUGGAAAGGUAUUUCUGAAGUUAAAUUCAAGGAAUAUGAAAAGAAAAUGCUUUUGCAUUCUGGAGUGCCAAUAUAGGAUAUAGAGGUAUUCAAUGUAUUGAUUGACAAUCAGAGAAAUUAUAUCAGAACUGUAAGAGUUAAAUCAAACUAAAACCCGGUCAUGAUCUUAAUUCAUGGGUAUGGCGGGUCAUCAAUAGUCUUCUGGAAAAUCAUCAAGCCGUUGCAAGAUAAAUACAAUUUGUUUUUAGUAGAUGUUCUAGGAAUGGGUGGAAGUAGCUGA